Messenger RNA from Nipponia nippon (crested ibis), 1140 nucleotides. RefSeq names its product pepsinogen A5 (gene PGA5). The record is from RefSeq and is a predicted model, not a curated record. Gene Ontology annotation, molecular function: aspartic-type endopeptidase activity. Gene Ontology annotation, biological process: proteolysis. NCBI's taxonomy places the organism in Eukaryota, Metazoa, Chordata, Aves, Pelecaniformes, Threskiornithidae.
AUGAAGCUGCUCCUGCUCCUCGGCUUGGUGGCCCUGGCCCAGUGCCUCGUCCACAGGGUCCCUCUGAGGAAGACGAAGUCCCUGCGGCAGGCCCUGCAGGAGCACGGCUUGCUGGAGCGCUACCUGAAGGACCACCCCUACAACCUGGCCACCAAGUACUUCCCCACCAUCUUCGCCGUCGAGCCCCUGCAGAACUACCUGAACAAUGAGUACUUCGGCACCAUCUCCAUUGGUACACCAGGCCAGGAGUUCACCGUUAUCUUUGACACCGGCUCCUCCAACCUGUGGGUGCCCUCGGUGUACUGCUCCAGCCCGGCCUGUGGCAACCACAAACUCUUCAACCCAGCAGACUCCUCCACCUUCAUCAGCACCAACGACAGCCUCUCCAUCGCCUACGGCACUGGCAGCAUGACCGGCUUCCUGGGCUACGAUACCGUCAGAGUUGCAGGCAUCGAUGUCGUGAACCAGAUCUUCGGGCUGUCUGAGACUGAGCCCGGCUAUUUCUUCUACUACGCCCCCUUCGAUGGCAUCCUGGGGCUGGCUUACCCCAGCAUCGCCUCCUCUGGAGCCACCCCUGUCUUUGACAACAUGAUGUUGGAAGACCUCGUGUCCAGCGACCUCUUCUCCGUCUACCUGAGCAACAACGAGCAGAAAGGCAGCUUUGUCCUCUUCGGCGGCAUCGACCCCUUGUACACCAUCAACGGCAUCACCUGGAUCCCCCUCUCUGCCGAAACCUACUGGCAGAUCACCAUGGAGAGCGUCUCCGUUGGUGGGAAGACCGUCGCCUGCUCCGCCGGCUGCCAGGCCAUCGUGGACACGGGCACCUCACUGCUGGCCAUGCCCAACCAAGCCCUCGGCAACAUCCUGAGCGCCCUUGGUGCCAGCUCCAAUGGCCAGAUCAACUGCAAAUCCAUCAGCAGCCUGCCCAAUGUCGUCUUCAACAUCAACGGCAACGCCUUCCCCGUGCCACCCAGCGCCUACGUGAUUCAGAGCGACGGGUACUGCAGCCUCGGCUUCGAAGGCAUGAACGUCCCCACCGAGUCGGGCGAGCUCUGGAUCCUGGGGGAUGUCUUCAUCCGCAAGUACUACGUCAUCUUCGACAGGGCCAACAACAUGGUGGGGCUGUCCCCGCUGCUCUGA